AUGCAGACGAAUGUGCUGACCGAGAAAAGUGACGUGUACAGCUUCGGGGUAGUGCUUAUCGAGCUGCUGACGGGGAUGAAGGCUUUGAGCUACGAUAGGCCGGAAAACGAGAUGAACCUGGCGAAUUAUUUUCUUUCAUUGAUGAGGAAAGAUCGAAAUCGGUUGUUUGAAAUUGUAGCGGAUGGUAUCGUGAGGGAGGGAGAUAAUGAGGAGCAGGUGACGAGAGUGGAUGAGCUGGCGAGGAGCUGUCUGAAUGUGAGAGGGGACGAUCGGCCGAGUAUGAAGGAGGUUGCGUUGGAAUUGGAAGGGCUGUCGGAGGAAAGCAGCAAGGAGGUGGCGUUGGAAUUGGAAGGGCUGGUUAGAGUCGGAGGAAAGCAGCCGUGGGUCGAGCCGAAGGGAUAUGAAGCCGAGUCUUUAGUUGGUGAUGGGUUUGAUAGCUUUGAGGAUUAUGAUGUUUUGGCUGUUCAGACAUAG
Molecule: messenger RNA, 474 nt
Organism: Striga asiatica
Lineage: Eukaryota; Viridiplantae; Streptophyta; Magnoliopsida; Lamiales; Orobanchaceae
Source: the annotation of a GenBank genome assembly